Messenger RNA from Lethenteron reissneri (Far Eastern brook lamprey), 1709 nucleotides. RefSeq names its product D-amino acid oxidase (gene DAO). The record is from RefSeq and is a predicted model, not a curated record. Gene Ontology annotation, cellular component: cytoplasm. Gene Ontology annotation, biological process: D-alanine catabolic process; D-serine catabolic process; L-proline catabolic process. Gene Ontology annotation, molecular function: FAD binding; D-amino-acid oxidase activity. Lineage: Eukaryota; Metazoa; Chordata; Hyperoartia; Petromyzontiformes; Petromyzontidae.
GAGGGGGCCGUCGAAUGGGUUAAACAAAAAAAUCUCCAGCCAAACGGCUCGGUGGAAGUCCGCAAAAAAAGCUACGGACUUUGUCUCCGUUGGGCAAACACGGAUGCUUAAGUUGCAAAUCUGUAAUCGCGCAAAGCAAUCACUCAGAGCGGGAGAGUAACACGUCGUCCAUCUGUGCUGUCAGCUUUGCUCGGACCAAGGUGAGCGUUUGAGAACAUCCGCCCGCGCUCCGAGGCCGGCCACGAUGCGAGUGGCCGUGGUGGGCGCGGGAGUCAUCGGACUCUCGUCGGCGCAGACCAUCUACGAGCGCUACCGGCACGAGGCUCCCGACCUCCACAUCACCGUCUACGCUGAAGCCUUCUCCCCGCACACCACGGGCGACGGCUCGGCGGGGUUCUGGCAGCCGUACGCCCUAGGCGAGAUGUCCCCCGCUGAAAAGAAAUGGAACAAAGAUACAUUUGACUAUCUCUUGGGCUUGGUCAACUCUCCUGAAGCAAGCGAGAUGGGCCUUUUCCUCCAGUCUGGCUACAACCUGUUUGAAAACCCAGUUCCAGAUCCUGCCUGGAAGGACAUUGUCUUGGGAUUCAGGCACCUCACAAUUGACGAGCUGAAGAUGUUUCCAGGGUGGAGCUACGGGUGGUUUAACACUACAUUAAUGCUGGAAUGCAAAAAAUACCUCCCCUGGCUGAUGAACAAGUUGAAAAGUUAUGGAGUCCAGUUUAUUCAGAAGAAAAUCCACUCAUUUAGUGAGCUGAGCGCGAGCUACGAAGUGAUCCUGAACUGCACCGGCGUGUGGGCAGGAGACCUACAGCCCGACCCCCUUCUCCAGCCCGCUCGGGGGCAGCUGAUGAAGGUCUUUGCUCCGUGGAUUAAACAUUUCAUCGUCACCCACGACACAAAUAAAGGCGUGUAUGAAACUCCCUACAUCUUGCCAGGGAGCUCUGGCGUGGUUGCCUUGGGUGGCUGCUUUCAGGUGGGGAACUGGAAUCAAGGCAUCGACAAGAAAGACAGAGCCAAUAUCUGGGAGGGCUGCUGCAACCUCGUGCCAAGCCUGAGCAAAGCUCGCCUCGUGGAAGAAUGGGCUGGACUGCGGCCAGCCAGGCAUGCAAUUCGCCUGGAGCGAGAAAGCCUCAGGCAAGGAGGAGCUGUACAAUCCGAGCCAAAUGAAGUUGACUCCAAGAUUAUUCACAACUACGGCCACGGUGGCUAUGGGGUGACAAUCCACUGGGGCUGUGCCCUGGAGCUGGCAAACAUCUUUCGUCAGAUAGCACUGGAGAAGAAGCACGGUCCUCACUCCCGUUUGUGACCGCCUUGCAAUGAUGUCCCGAUCAAAGGCAGUUUUAUUAUUGAAGAGCAAAUCCCACGCUCUGUCACGAACGUAUGGGACAUUGAUAAAGGCGAGUGAUUAGUCCCGUAAAAUGAUUCGCACAACCACACGCCAAUGUAACGAUGCUAUGCAUCACGACUCACAUUGCUGUUGUUGAAAAAACUGAGAAAAUAAUGAAUGUCAAGUUGUUUUAGUAUUUACCAAGGUGAUUUUAUUGUUUCACAUUAAUUAUGUUAUGCCUUUGACGUAUAAAUAAUUAGUUUUGUGAAAAACGGUAAACACUACUAAUAUGGUCCCAUCACGAUCAGUUUGUCAGCAAUAUUCCUGUGUGUGCAAUUAAAACUGUGUAAGAUUUAAUAAUAAUAAAAAUACAUUCCAAGGA